AUGCCUACAGCUGUAGUUUUAGGGGGUGGAGUUUCAGGACUUGCAACAGCAUUUUAUCUUCAGAAAUAUGGAGCUUCAAAGUUCAGCAAGAUUAUUCUUUUGGAGGCUACAGAUAGAUUUGGUGGUUGGAUAAAAUCUAAACGUCACCCUGAUGGUGCAAUUUUUGAAUGUGGCCCAAGAAGUUUGAGACCUGUUGGAAGCCAAGGCAAAAAUACAUUGAAACUUUUAAGUGAAUUACAGUUAGAAAAAGAUAUUCUUCCCCUUUGUCGUACAGAUCCAGCUGCCAAAAAUCGUUAUCUUUUUGUGAAUAAGCAACUGCAUGCUCUGCCGAACAGUUUACAAGGUUUAGUUAAACGACAACCAUUUAUGUCCCAUGCAUUUAUCUGGACACUGUUAACUGAAAAUUGGAAGACAAAAUCUCCUUUAGAGGAUGAAUCCAUUCAUAGUUAUUUCUCUCGACGUCUUAAUCAAGAGAUGGCUGAUGUAUUAAUUGAUUCAAUUUGUAGAGGAAUAUAUGCUGGCGAUUGUCGUAAAUUAAGUAUAAAAUCCUGUUUUCCAGAUCUGUUUAAUGCUGAAAAACAAUAUGGAUCUCUAACACGUUUUGUCCUCUUGAAACCUAAAGCGACUACCCAGGUUGAUGAUGCCUUAAUUAAGAAAUGUUUGGAAGAAAAAUGGACAUCCUAUUCAUUUAAAAAUGGCAUGCAGCAACUGACUGAUGCACUAACAGAAACCUGUAAUGCAAAUAAAGUAGAUUUGAGAAGUAAUUCAUCUGUAAAAUCAAUCACUUUUUUAGAUAAUGGUAAAAUCAAUAUUAAAUGUGACAAUGAUGAAAUCAAAGCAGAUGCAGUAUUUUCUGCCAUUUUUUCAAAAGAUUUAGGCAAACUAUUGCAAAUAGACACAUUGAAAAAUAAUCUGAAUUCCAUCCCAGCUGUAAGUUGUGCUGUGAUCAAUUUGGAAUAUGAAGGCAAGCUUCUACCCGUUGAGGGAUUUGGACAUUUGUCUCCAUCAUCUGAGAAUGGACCAGUUCUUGGAAUGAUUUACGAUUCAUGUUCCUUUCCACAACACGACAGGACAGAUGUGACACCAUCUACAAGGCUAACAGUGAUGCUUGGAGGGGCCUGGUCAGAUAGUAUUCAAAAUAUUGGACAGUGGAUAUCGCAAACAGAUUUAAUGUCUAUGGUAACUGAAGCAGUUAAUCAGCAAUUGCAAAUUGCAUGUCACCCAAUUAGAAGUCAAAUAUCAUUAUUGAAUGAUUGUAUUCCACAGUAUCAUGUUGGUCACUCAAAUAUUAUAUCAAACUUAAAUACUUACAUAUCAAAAAGACAACUUCCUUUAUAUUUAAUAGGGUCAUCUUAUCAAGGUGUUAGUGUAAAUGACUGCAUUUUGAAUGCCAAGCUGGCUGUAGAAAAUUUUUUAUUAAAUUGA
Messenger RNA from Lottia gigantea (owl limpet), 1425 nucleotides. RefSeq lists its product as hypothetical. The record is from RefSeq and is a predicted model, not a curated record. Gene Ontology annotation, biological process: heme biosynthetic process. The coding region runs from base 1 to 1425 and encodes 474 amino acids. Gene Ontology annotation, cellular component: mitochondrial inner membrane. NCBI's taxonomy places the organism in Eukaryota, Metazoa, Mollusca, Gastropoda, Lottiidae. Gene Ontology annotation, molecular function: protoporphyrinogen oxidase activity, oxygen as acceptor. The transcript has a single exon.